AUGGGUGUCAAUUCAUCCUCGCGGCAGGACGCGAGCCUGCUUUCCGACGAAGACGUGAACUUUGAUCACUUUCAAAUACUGCGCAACAUCGGGAAGGGCAGCUUUGGCAAGGUGUGCAUCGUACAGAAGAAGGACAGCGGCAACCUGUUUGCGAUGAAGUACGUCAGUCGGAACGUCUGCAUCGGGCGGGGGGCGCUCGGAGGCGUGCUGAAGGAGGUGGAACUGCUCGCCUCCCUCGAGCAUCCGUUUCUGGUGAACCUGUGGUUUUCCUUUCAAGAUGAGGAGGACCUCUUCAUGGUUUGUGACCUGCUCGCCGGAGGGGAUCUGCGCUAUCAUCUGCAGCAUCAGGUGGAAUUUUCCGAGGCAAGCGUCGAGCUGCUGGUGUGCGAGCUCGGUUCCGCGUUGGACUACCUGCAGAAGCAGCGCGUCGUGCAUCGAGAUAUCAAACCGGACAACAUCCUGCUGGACGAGGAAGGGCACGCGCAUCUGACAGAUUUCAACAUCGCCACCCGCCUGCCCCCGGACGGGCUCGCCUGCAGCAUGUCCGGCACCAAGCCGUACAUGGCCCCGGAAGUAUUUAUGUGUGCCUUAGAGGAAGUGGCCGGCUACAGCUACCCGGUGGACUGGUGGAGUCUAGGUGUCGUCGCCUACGAGCUACGCUGCGGCGCUCGUCCGUUCAUCGUGCACUCGGCAACGCCACUGGCGGAGGUGAAGAACAUUCUCAACACACCGCCUCACUUUCCCCGACACUGGGGCGACCAGUUCGUCAACAUGUUGACCAAGCUGCUAAACGUGCAUCCAGGUGCGCGGAUCAGCACGCUAAAGGAGCUGCAGCAGACGAAGCUGCUGCGCGGGACUGACUUCGAGCGCGUACUCGCCAAGCGCACCAACCCACCGUUCAAGCCUUCGAAAGACCAUCUCAACUGCGAUCCGAGCCUCGAGCUGGAGGAGAUGAUCGUCGAGACGAAGCCACUGCACAAGAAGAAGAAGCGCCUGGCGAAGCAGCGCUCCAUCCACAAGGAGAACAACGACCAGCUGCACAGCCAGCUCGACAGCCAGCUGCUGAAGGAGUUCCUCGUCUACAAUCGCUACAAGGAGCUCAAGCGGAAGGCGAUGGAGGCGAAGGAGUCCGAGUGGCAGCAGGAGCUCGACCAGGCGAUGGCUAACUCGCACGUCUCGUGCCCGGAAUCGUCCGGCUCCGGCUCCGUCCACCGUCUCACGCCCAUCAGUGAGCGGGCGGAGUCGAGCGCGACGGCACUCACGAGUGGCCCGACGACGUCCCGAUCCGCGGAACCACUCGGUGGCGGCGGUGGGUCCGGUCCCGUGCCAGUUCCAGCACGCUCCGGACAACCGGACAUCGAGUACAUCGAUCGCACGCCGUCGCCGAAGAGCAGCAUCUAGCAGCACCUGCCGAGGUCGGGGGCCGAGUCCUGUCGCAUCGCCUGAGCCGCCGGACGAAGCCGUGCGCGUUCCCACCUACACACCCCCUACCCCGGCCUGUGAUACCGUCGUACGAACGCCUCGGAUUAGACGAACUAGACUGACUGGAGAGCAGUUCGAUCGCGAGAGGGACUGCUGCACGGCACAACCAACCACAUCGAUGUUUAAGCUAUAGCAUUUAUCGUAUACACGCGGUCUGGAGUCGGAGCUAGCCAUCCUGCACCAUGCCGACCACGCCAGUCUCCCUAACACUGCGGGAAGUGUGGCAGGUUUUGGAACUUACCACACCAUUGUGAGAACACAACAUAGAUGUCAAAAGAUGUCGCGGCCAGGUGACCGUGGCUCGAUGUUAACGCCCGCAGAGGCAACCGUGAAGAGCUUGUGACUGUAACUUACCGUUUUGUAUCAACUCCGAACACACACACACACACACACGUUUGUCUAUUAGCGACAUGCAUUCCUUGUCUAGAUAUAUACCCCAAAGAACAGAGAGAGAGACUAGGGCGGGAACUGGCAGUGGGCGACAUCAUCGCUAGUCAAUUGGGCACCGCGGAGGAUACCCGAAAACCUUAACCUAUAGCUAAAUAUAUCCCUCCCCCCUUCUCCAAACACCAACCACAUCACUGCUUUUUUGUCGCAGUAUUCUCCGGCCUUCGGGAAGAAAUCCUGGCCGAUUUUGAGAUGGUAAACAACACACACACACGCACACAUACAUCCUACGUGAGGCGAGGCAACAGCCCAGCAGGUGCCCAAGCACUCAUCUGCACCUGGACCGUCUGGUCUUCGGCUAAUGGCUAAUCC
Molecule: messenger RNA, 2241 nt
Organism: Anopheles coustani
Lineage: Eukaryota; Metazoa; Arthropoda; Insecta; Diptera; Culicidae
Product: serine/threonine-protein kinase 32A
Exons: 9
Coding region: 1-1401 (466 amino acids)
Biological process (GO): G protein-coupled receptor signaling pathway; regulation of signal transduction; protein phosphorylation
Molecular function (GO): ATP binding; G protein-coupled receptor binding; G protein-coupled receptor kinase activity
Source: RefSeq, a predicted model, not a curated record